Gossypium raimondii (Peruvian cotton) is the source of this 1135-nucleotide messenger RNA. RefSeq lists its product as uncharacterized. NCBI's taxonomy places the organism in Eukaryota, Viridiplantae, Streptophyta, Magnoliopsida, Malvales, Malvaceae. Bases 344 to 883 code for a protein of 179 amino acids. The record is from RefSeq and is a predicted model, not a curated record. The transcript has 2 exons.
UAUCUUUAUUUAUAAUAUUAAUGAGCAAGAAACCAUCACCAAAGCUUCCAUAAAUUAAAAGCUUUGACAUAUGUUUGAUGAACACUAGUGCUAGUGGGGACUCUUUUGGUGACCAAAGAACAAAACCCAAUACAACAACAAUAAUAAGGAGCUUAUGUGAAGACAACGAAAAACAUAAAAGCAACCCCCAAAGUGAGAAAAACAGUACCCUUUCUCUUAUUUCCGUUGUUCCAAUCCAAGUUUUUCAAAACACCCUUUAAUGGCUCCUCCUCUAUUAUUUGUAUUCAUCACCGUCACCAAGUAAGUGAUUUCCCCUUUUGACUCUCUUUGUAAUCCGUAACCAAUGCUGCUUCGAAAUUCCAUUUCCAAUACCAAAAGGUUCUUUCAGAAAACCUUACGAAGUUUCAAGUCUCUCUUCUCUGGUGCUGAUGCUGAACCUUACCAAAGGCUACCCAAAGCCUCUCCGUACAAUCCCUAUUCAUUCACCGCUGCAGGCGUUGCCGUGAAUCCCAACGACAAUGGCAACCCAAAGGAGAGAAAUGACAACAGGAAAAAGAUAAAUUUUUCAACUCAUAAUAUAGAAGCGCAAAGACAAGGAAACAAUAAGGGAAAUGUGAAGCAGUCUACAACACAAAGAAGAGAUGAUCAUCAGGACAUUAAGCAGCGUAAAACGAGGAGUGCCAAGGUGGGGAACAGACGAGAGGAUUGUAAUUCAGGCGAGAGAAGAAGAGAAGAAAGGAAUUUAUCGGUGCCACAAAAGCUGAAAGAGCUAGAGAUGAUGGAUAUGAGCAAUGUGGAACAUGUUCUUGACAUUGAAGAGAAAUUUUGGGACCCCCAGAUUCUCCAAGAAGAGUCAACUCAAGGCCAAAAUACCGAUCAGUGAGAUCGUGAUUCAUCCCUUCUCUCCCAUGUUUUGCGUGAGAGGAUUUUUGGACAGGUCCAGACUUGAAGUUGUCAUAAUUAUUUCUGUAAAUCUCUGCGUUUUUACUUUUGUUUUUUUUUUCUGAUACAACCCUUCUCUCCCACUUUUUCUUUAAUUUCCCUGAUUGAUGCCACUUAAGACAUGGUUGUGAGACAGGAUACGAAAUUUAACUUUGAGAAAUGAUUACACUCUCUGCAUUUCUAUUCUUAUUCA